Chroicocephalus ridibundus (black-headed gull) is the source of this 2620-nucleotide messenger RNA. RefSeq names its product PAT1 homolog 2 (gene PATL2). Gene Ontology annotation, molecular function: RNA binding. The transcript has 19 exons. Gene Ontology annotation, cellular component: P-body. The record is from RefSeq and is a predicted model, not a curated record. Gene Ontology annotation, biological process: deadenylation-dependent decapping of nuclear-transcribed mRNA; P-body assembly. Bases 78 to 2288 code for a protein of 736 amino acids. NCBI's taxonomy places the organism in Eukaryota, Metazoa, Chordata, Aves, Charadriiformes, Laridae.
GCGGGGGUCCGUAAAAGGCGGCGGCGGGGCCACUCCAGCCCCGUAGAGGGACGCGGGCGGGCGGGUGGUGCCGCGGCAUGGCGGAGGGCGGCGAGCCCGUUAUCCUAGAGGACUACCUGCUGGUGCAAGAUGCACCUUUGCUGGAGGAGAUGGCUGAGGAGGAUGAAGAGCUCGACCUCUACAACGAGAUGACUUUUGGGUUAGACCGAGACUCCACUGAGGAAGACAUCACAAAACCCCUGAUGCCUCUGGAGAUGAGCCCUGAGCUGGCUGAAGUGGUGGCAGAGGAGACUGAGGCUGGGGAAGAACUGGAGCCUGAAGUGGCUGAGCAGCCGGAGGAGCUGGGAGAACCCCAGGAGGAAGGUGGGAUGGAGUCAGAGGUUGAGCAGGUUGGCUCUGAGUUGGAGGAAGAGGAGGAGGAGCUGGGGACUGAGGAACAGGAGGAAGACCAGGAGCCCUGCGAGGAGCCCAAUGACCUGGGAGACCCAGCAGUGAUGAGAGUUGUGCAGAGCAAACCCACACUGGAGAGCCAGGACUCAGCGGUGUUGGACAGCAGGAUUGGUGCGUGCUGGGCAGAGUUUGGCAAAGAUGACAUGCUGGCGAUGGAUCCCACGGUGUGGGGCUCUUGCCCCAGCAGCAUUCCGCCCCACCACGUGCUGGAGGAUAAAGCCAUCCUCCAGGUCCUGGAGAGGCCCCCACCAUCCACCAACGUGGCCCUUGACUUCCUUGGCUCCCCCGUGCAGCGGGGCUAUGGGGGCUCUCCGCGGCUCAAGCGCCCUGACUUAAGACUGAUGUCCCCCAAGUCCUUCCCCCAGCACUUUCUCCGGCAGCAGCCGCCGCCGAUGCCUCGCUCCCACUGCUCCACUCGGUCCUUCGUGCCAGCUCGCAGACCCUCUCCACUCUUCAAUUCCAACCAGACCACAGGGUAUGCAUCUCCAACUCCUUUCCGGCCCAUGUCACCCAAAAUCAGCAGCCCACCGCGGCCUCUCAGCAUGCACUUUGGUCCCAUGUCUCCUUCUUUGGACCCUGCUCUCUUUUUCACUCCGUCAGCCAGUGGCCAGCUGAAUCUCAGCCAUAUGACCCAGCUGCACCCCCAGCACCAGCGGAUCCUGACCCAGCGGCAGCAGCACGGCGGGCAGGCACAGAGCAUCUCCCCCAAGAAGGUAUGGUCUCCUAAAGCGGACCCUUAUGCUGGGCUGAUGAGCUCCAAGGAGAAGGACUGGGUCAUCAAAGUGGAGAUGAUCCAGCUGCAGAGUGAGAACAUGGAUGAUGACUACUACUACCAGACGUACUACCACCAGCUGGAGCGCAAACAGGCAGAGGAGGAGCUCCUUGGCAGGCGCAACAAGCAGGAGCCCCCCAAGCUGGUCACACCAUUCAUCCAGAAAGUGGAGACAUACGACUCUGUCGUGCGCAUUGCAGGCUCGCUGGGCCAAGUCGCAGUGUCCACCUGCUACAGCCCUCGCCGGGCCAUCGAUGCUGUGCACCAUGCCCUCGUGGAGGAGGCUGCGGGGAGCCACCGGCUACGGGCGCUGCACAGGAUUGAGAAGCUCUUUCUGCAGCUGCUAGAAGUGGAGGAGAUGCAGCGGAAGAUGUCCCUGGCUCCUGAGGAGGAGCAGCCCUGCUGUCAGGAGCAGAAGAGCCAAGAAGUGGAGCGUAUCUACCAAGUCUUGAAAAUCGGAGCUUGCAGCAGCGAAGAGGAGGCAGAGGAUGAAUUCCUGCAACUCCUGUGUGUGCGGAAGGGCAAGAAGCUCACAGCCCGGCUGCUGCCCCACCUGACCCAGGAGCAAGCGGAGAAGAUACUACUGACCAUCACCCACCAUCUGCCAUUCCUCAUGAAGAAGGACAUGUUAGACGAGUCUCUCUCCCUGCUCUACGGCCCAUUGAACAAAGUGGUGGGCAGGAUGACCUUCAGCAGACUCAUCGAGGUCCUGCAGGAGAUGACCAGGCCUCUGCCUGAGUCCCCUGAGCUCCCCCUCGCCAUGGCCUUGAAGAACCAGUUUGGGAUCUCCUUGCUGUACUCCCUGCUGAGCCACGGCGAGAGGCUGCUGUCCUCCGACGCGCCACUGGAGCCAUGCAGCAGGGACUUCGAGAUGUGGACAGACACGGUGUUCCUGGUUGCCCGGGAGCUGUCGCAAGUGCCCAAGACCUCACUGGUGGAACCUCUCUUCUUGCCCAGCAACCUUCUGUCGCUCUUCUGCCGCUACCUGGACAAGCAGACUAUCCACCAUCUGGAAGCCAAGAUGGAGUGCUCCCCGCUGCCAUCGGAGGCUGCCAUGCCAUGCUGAGCCCUGGGAGCUUGGGAAGGGGAGCCGGGGCUGGUGGUGCUGGGAAUGGGCAGGGCCCAAUGCCCUGAUGUUGAGUUUUGAAGCAAACACUUAACCCUGGUGCAGGACACUCUGGGUGAACUGGGCACUGGCCGGGCCGGUGCUUGAGGGCUGAUGCCGACCUGCCCCGGUGCCCGGGAGCACAGCAUGGGGAGGCGGGUAACUUAUUUUGGCCUCACACCCAGCAGCGGAGAGCGCUGCAUCACGGCGGGUGUGGAGGCAGGGUCUGCACCGGGGCGCUGGGAGCACCUGGGGGUGAGUGACUUCGUGUACAGCAGUUGAAAUAAAAUAAA